Molecule: messenger RNA, 841 nt
Organism: Juglans microcarpa x Juglans regia
Lineage: Eukaryota; Viridiplantae; Streptophyta; Magnoliopsida; Fagales; Juglandaceae
Product: histone-lysine N-methyltransferase SETD1B-like
Exons: 2
Coding region: 103-576 (157 amino acids)
Source: RefSeq, a predicted model, not a curated record
UAAAUCCAGAGCUAGAUCAGGUUUCUUCUCUAUAUAAACCCCUGCCAUAGAGUAUAGCUCUUUAGCUGUGCUCUCUCUCUCUCUCUCUCUCUCUGUGAAGCCAUGGGUUUCCAGAGUUCUUCUGCAAUGGUGAUCUUAAAGCUCAUUUUCAUCUCAAGCUUGAUUGUGUUCAUCAGUUUUAUAGCAUCAAGUGAAGGUCGCCAACUCGAGAAAUCACAAGCUGAAAAUACAGGAAAUGGAAAGGAAAAUGCAGAAAAAAUGGAGCAAUCAAACAAGAACAAAGAUGAUGAUGAUCAUGAUAAGAAGGAUCACUUGGGUGAGAAGAAGAACUUGCCACCUCUUCCGGGAAUACUUCCAUUUGCACCCCUAUUCCCCAGUUUCCAAUUUCCAUUUCCGCCACCUAUUACUCAAUUCCCGUUUCCUCCUCCAUUUGAGGUUCCUGGAAUCGCCCCAGUGCAUAGGAUUCCUAUGUUACCACCCCUCCCUCCAAUAUUCAAUAUUCCACCCAUCCCUUCCUCUCACCUCCCCCUGCUUAAGUUGCCAUGCAUAUCUUGUGAAGGUGUGGUUUGGUUGUAGCUAGGCUUUGUAGCACACAUGAGUUGCCUUUUCUUUCACUGCUAAGUAGUUAUUGAUCAGACGAUCAUUUGUCUUCUGAAGUUGGCCAACAUAGUUAAGUUCCUGGAAAAGUUGAGGACUUGAAAUAUAUUCAUGAGAGCAGCCAAGCUUGCUUUACCUUGCUAUACGGUAAAGCUUGAAAGACCAUGCAAUAUUUAGAGAUAUACUGAUGAUCAGCCCCAACAUGCAUGAAACUAAUUUAAUAGCUCUCUGAAGUGCUUUCCAA